AUGUGUGGCAUUACGGCAAGUAUUGCCUUACCCAUGGUUUGUCUCAAUGGGACUCCCACCGACUACGUCGAAAACCCGGAUGAUCCAUCACUCGUUGACAAACUUCGAGCCUCUAUUGAGAAGAUAAAUUACCGUGGGCCGGACGAGUCGGGUAUCUGGGUCAACUCCGAUGGCAGUGUUGGUCUUGGCCAUUGCCGUCUUUCCAUCAAUGAUCUCUCACCCUCUGGCUCCCAACCUCUUUCAAGUGACGAUGGACAAAUCCACGCUGUUGUCAAUGGCGAGCUCUACGACUAUGACCGCUUGCGAGUGUUAUGUUCUGUCGUCCACGGCUAUGAAUUCCAUGGCGAAAGUGACAGCGAGCUAGUCUUAGCACUCUAUAAAAUUUAUGGAGCUCCUAAGUUUCUCAAGCACCUGCGUGGCGAAUUCGCAUUUGUUCUCUAUGACGGUCGCGAGGGACACAACAAAGUGAUCGCAGUGAGAGAUAGGUUUGGUAUCAAGCCGCUGUUUUGGACGAUCGUUGGCAAUAGAAUUCUACUUGCAGCUGAGGCGAAGGCAUUUUUGCCUUUGGGAUGGAAGCCGGAGUGGGAUAUUGGGUCUAUUAUAGAAUGCGGUUGGAUGGCUGAUGACAGAACCCUAUUCAAAGGCGUGAGCAAAUUGCGUCCAGGACACUUGAUGGAAAUCUCUGAGAAGGGAAUUGAGAUUCAGAAGUACUGGGAUGCGGAAUAUGCAGACAAGACCAAAGUAGACCCUCGAACCAUCGAUGAGAUGAUAAUCGGUGUCCGUGAACGACUCGUCGAAUCAAUUCGAUUGCGACUCCGCGCCGACGUUCCUGUUGGCGUAUAUCUCUCAGGUGGCAUCGACUCAUCUGCUGUGGCGGGAAUUGUGACACAGCUUGCAAGAAAAUAUCACGUCAAAAUCGGCAACCAAAAAGCAACCCGAGUGGCGUGUUUUAGUGUACAGUUUCCAGAGAAGUCUGGCUUUAAUGAAUCAAAUAUUGCCGAUCGGACGGCCAAAUGGCUGGGGGUCGAAGCAAUUAAAAUGAACGUUGACGAGGCCACAUUGGCAAAGCAUUUUGCAGACGCAUCAUAUCACUGUGAGCACGACAACCACGAUCUCAACUACGUAGCCAAGUUUGCACUGUCCACACUCCCACAAGAGAAUGGAGUGAAGGUUGUCUUGACAGGUGAAGGUUCCGAUGAGAUCUUUGCCGGAUACCCAUAUUUCCCACAGGACUACCUCCUGGAACCGGACCUAUCACAGCCAGACUCUCCGCUUGUUCCAUCCAGUGAGCUGCGAGAGGAUCUGCAAAAGGAUGCUGUGGCCGGAUUGAGGAACCUUUUCCGUAUAGUUGGAGCUGGCCAGUAUGGUUCGGAUGAGGAUGAGCAAUUUCUUGCAGAUGCAAAUGGCACAACAAUUUCUAACGCCCUAAAGUUCUCGCAGCCACCCGCAGAGAUCUUUGAAUCAUGGAUGCAUGAAACCAACAUGGUAUUUGACAGUAGGGCAGCACUUAUGGCGUCCCAGUCACCCGAAGUCCUGGCCAAGAUCCGCUCUAGCUGGCAUCCGCUGCACACGUCACUCUACCUCUGGAGCAAAAGUUCCCUACCCAACGUUCUCCUUUCGUCUCUGGGGGACCGCACGGAAAUGGCCCACAGCGUUGAAGGGCGUACGCCAUUCCUUGACCACCAUCUUGUUGAAUAUGUCAACGGCCUUCCCCCCAGCGUCAAGAUUGCGUAUGCGCCUGAAGCUCUAAACGGUCAGGACCAGGGGCCACUUUGGAAGCUGGCUGGCAGGGCGCUACAGGCGAUGACUGAGAAAUGGAUCCUCCGUGAAGCUGUUCGACCGUAUAUUACGGACGAGUUGUACCAGAGGAAAAAGUUCCCGUUCUUGGCGCCAUCACGGUGGCCCGAACAAGGCCCAUUGCACCUCAUGUUUGAAAAGCUUUUGACACGCGAAGCGGUUGAAAGUCUGGGUUUUGUAGACUACGAUGUAGUCCAGGAAAUGCUGGGGCGAGCAUUUGGUGCCAAUGAGGAUAGCAAAGCGUUCCGCACGGUGUUGUGCGUCGGUUCGUGGGUGAUCCUGGGACAACGCCUUGGCGUCAAGAAAGCGGAAAAAGCGGACUACAUUCGCUAG
Paracoccidioides brasiliensis Pb18 is the source of this 2130-nucleotide messenger RNA. RefSeq names its product asparagine synthase (glutamine-hydrolyzing). The transcript has 3 exons. Bases 1 to 2130 code for a protein of 709 amino acids. Gene Ontology annotation, molecular function: asparagine synthase (glutamine-hydrolyzing) activity. Gene Ontology annotation, cellular component: cytosol. The record is from RefSeq and is a predicted model, not a curated record.